UAAAUCCGUCCCUGAACUCUGAAAUGGUAUGAAAGAUUUUAAAAAGGUUAACACAUUAGAAAUGUUCAGACAGAUUAAAGCCCAACUACAGUGUGACCCUGUUGCCCAGUGUACCUGUAUUUUGCUUCAAAUUUGUUCUCUUUGCUAUUUAUCCAUUAUUUUGAAAAUAAGGAGAUAUGAACAUGCAUGACUGACAGCGAGACACAUUCUCCAACAAAAUUGAUUGAUUGUUCGCUGAUUAACGUCCAGUGGCAAAUAUUUCAUGCAUGUUCAGGACGAUAACGACAACAGGGCAGGAAUAUAAAGAAUUAGAUGUGAUAUUCAUGCCAGUGAGACAACUAUCCUCCAAAAACAAAAGGGGGUGGAUGUAAAGUAAUGUUUAAGAUAAGGAGAUGUGGUAUGAACUAUCCACCAAAGUCUAUAAGAUGCCGAUGAAACAAUUACAGCCGUACUGCCUUCAACAAUGAACAAGACUUAUAAAAGUAAGCUAUAAUAUGGACCAGGCAUGUCAAAGUGAAAAACAAUUAACAAAAUUCCUUCCAAUAUAAGUACUAGUAUAUUGUCAUCAUAGCCACUGUCACAUAAGUGGGGCAUAAAAGGGAGGGUUUGGCGCAGGCAAACAUAUUUAACCCUGCCACAUUCUCAUAAAUCUCCUUGUGCCAGUCCCAAGUUAGGAGCCUGUUAUUCAGUGGUUGUUAUUUGUUGAUGUAUAUCAUAUUGUUUUGUACAUAAAUUAGGCCGUUAGAUUUCUCGUUUGAAUUGUUUUACAUUUUUCAUUUUGGAGCCUGUUAUAUAGCUUACUAUGCGGUGUGGGCUUUUUCUCAUUGUUGAAGGCCGUUCGAUGGCCUACAGUUGUUAACUUCUACGUCUUUUUGUCUUUGGUGGAGAAUUGGCAAAGUAACUAUAUAUCAUCACCAAAAUCAUAUAGGUUGGGCAUAGGUAUUUGCAAUUUAUUCCGGACUGUCGAUUUUAGGACUUUUGUUUUAAAUUAGACAUAAUAAAUUAUAUAUAAUAAUUGUAUAAUGAAUUAAUUUUACAAAGCAUUCCGCUCAAGCCGGUGCUAACAGCCGUCUUAAACUUGCAGUGAGGUGAGAGUUAUUUUACUCCGUGUUGAAGGCCUCACUGUGACUUUGAGAUGAAGAACAGCAAUAAAAGCGCUGUUCCUUUGCUCUUUAUGUUGUUUUUUUUGCUGUGCAUGUUCAGAUUUUGUGUCAUGGAUGGAUACCACACAUCCUUCGUUUUUCUAUGCUUACGGUAAAAUAUAAGCAGUGCAGAUAUAUCUUUGAAAGAUCGACAUAUUAUGUACUUUUAGUCAAGCGUUGUCAUUGUUAGAUGAAGCGAACUUAUAGUGUCCGUACUUGUUUAACUGGUGGUCCAUUAAGUCAAUAUAAAUGUAAAUUCCCUCGGAAUGCUCCACAAUUACAUGAUAAACUUUCAAUUUGAUUUUUUAACGCGUUGUUAAUGUGGUAUAUAAUAUAUCUCUUUUUUUACAGAUGCUGUGGCUUAUUUUAUCUACAUUUUUUCUCACAACAAUAUCCAGUACUAAGGCAGCUUCUGAUGACGUCGUUACGUUUGAUGUCAGAUUUCUGGACGGAAGGGAAAUAAUUUAUAGCUUCAACAGAUCUGAUUAUGGCGACUGUAUUUAUACAUCCAAACACCAACAGGUCACAUGCAUGGUAAAACGGAAGUACAAAUCGAUAGUGGAUAAAUGGAAAUACCGCCCUACACAGUUGGAUUAUCUGUCAGUUAAUUGUAUGGAACAGACCUAUUAUGCAAAUAAUCGCCAUGCUUGUAUUUGUGUGAACGGAAGUGAUGCUGCGAAUCCUGGGAAAUAUAAGCAACAUGAUAAUUUGCAUUACUGCCAUCUAACAACAUUGCCGGAAGGUAUGUUUGCGAAAUUAUCACAGCUUAAACUUUUGGAUUUGUCAAGUAAUGCAAUCAGGGACGUACAGGACAACACCUUUGCUGGAUUACAUUCUCUGAUGUACCUGGACCUCAGUCACAAUCCUAUUAGUUCUAUUGCUGUGAAAUUUCUUUGUGAUAUGCACAUGUUAGAAGUAUUAAAACUGAAUAAUAUAAGUAUGAGCAGCAAAAUAUUUCAUAAACGAAUUCUGUACUGUUCGUCGGCGCUAAAUAAACUUAAAUUCAUCGACUUGAGUGACAAUCAUAUCGAAAGCAUUCCAAAUCAACUGUUUGACGGUAUUCCUAACGUUCAAACACUUAUUCUUCGUAACAACUGGAUUAACUUUAUUUCCGUAUCUGCAUUCUUUGGGGCAAGUAAUCUUGAAUAUUUGGAUAUAUCUAAAAAUCAUCUUCCUGCAAUUCAAAGUUCGUUUUGUAAGUUCAUGUAUCAAGUUAAGUAUAUUAACAUAUCUUCGAAUCGAUUGACACAUCUCGAUAUGGAUGACAUGUCUAAUUGUGAAACAAUGACCGUUUUCGAUAUCUCAAAGAACAUGAUACGUGAUAUUAAGGGAUCGUUAUCACAGAGGUCAGAUUUACAAGUUUUUAACGCUUCCGGAAACGGUAUAAAGAAAGUUAGUGAUAAAUUUCUUCUAAAUGCAACACACAUAAAUGUAAUGGAGCUAUCUUUCAACGAUUUGCAUCAGAUAUCCGCGGAAGUCUUCAACAGCAUGACAGAAUUAAAAAUACUAAAACUGAACGGGAAUGCCUUCAAUGACACUGCAGACUUUCUCGACAUCUUUAACUACACUCAAAAUCUAGAAGUAUUAAAUAUAAGUUCAAAUGGUAUUAGUCAUAUUGUAAAUGAUACGUUUCAGCUUCUAAAGAGUUUGCAAACUUUGGAUUUAUCUAACAAUAGCAUCUCAAAAACGUUUUCCGAUACAUUUAAAGGGAUGCAGUCACUAAAAGCAUUAUACCUUCAUCAUAAUGACAUCCGGGAUAUAAACAGAACAUCACUCCUACCAUUGACGUCAUUAGAGACUAUCGAUUUAUCGCAUAAUAUGAUCGACAAUAUCCUAGACAACGUUACAAUGCCACAAGCCUUGACAAAUGUGAAUUUAGAAGAAAACAUUUUGAGUAAAUUUCCAAAAUGUUUCAAUAAUACGACCCUCAAAAGUCUAAAUCUUAGAAGCAAUAUAAUUGCUACAAUGAAAGGAAAUCGUACCAAGGAUUUACAAAGUUUAGAAAGACUUGAUCUCAGUUUCAAUCAGUUUGACUCGUUCGAUAAUGUAUCUUUUAUAAACAUGACGUCAUUGUCGGAUUUGAAUUUAUCCUUCAAUAUCAUAUCCGGAGAUUUAUCUGCUGACGUUUUUCGUGGAACAGAAAAUUUAACUAUUUUGAAUCUUAAAAAGAAUUAUAUAAGUAAUAUCGAAAAAUUCUUCUCAUUUCAUCGGACGAAAACUAUAACUCAUCUUGAUUUGUCAUUCAACACCAUUUCACAAAUCAAUGCUUUGAUGUCACAUGAGUCCAAUAACCAAUCGGAUCACUUGUUACGGGAACUAAAUUUGGAGCAUGGUUACAUCCUGAAUAUUUCCCGGGAUGCUUUCCUUGGAUUUUUGAAUUUACGUCAAGUUAAUUUAAGAAAUAACAUGCUUAGGACAAUUCAACCGUUUAACAUUGCUUAUAAGACGGAAUUUUUAUUACAAAACAAUCCUCUGUUAUGUAAUUGUAACAUGAGUUGGUUAACAGACAGUUAUGUAACAGUAGGCGAACAUAAAGUGUCAACAUUUGAUUACGAGGUUGGCACCUGCGUUGUGCAGCCAGAAAAUAUAGAACUUCCAGUUAGAAAGGUUCUAAAAAACCAGUUCAGGUGUAAAGUAGUUAAUGACUGCGAUCGAAUGUGUGAAUGUUUUUCGUAUAGCUCCAAUACAAGUCAGAUUGAUUACAUAGAUUGCGACGGCUUGAUUGGCUACAUGCCUGAAAUUUUGUCACGUGAUGCCAGAGUAAUUUAUUUGGAUGGCAAUAGAAUACCCAUUUUGAAAUUGCCAGAACACUAUAGUCCGGAUUUCCAUACAACAGAAUUAUAUCUAAACAAGAGUCAGAUCGGGUUCAUAGAAGAUAUUUUCUUUUCUGGUUUUGAACAAUUGGAAACUUUAGAUUUGAGUAAAAAUAAGAUAUCGACACUUCCAACUGCCGUUUUCAACAACUUGUUGAAUCUAAAAAAUCUUUAUUUGUCAGACAAUAACAUACAAACUGUUUCUCCUUUGUGGUUUAAUGGGCUUUCUCUUAAGAUACUAAAUUUAAACGGGAACAAGAUACACCAUGUUAGUCAAUCAUUUUUGUCCAAAAUUGAUGGCAUGCACAGUCUUCGCUACGUACAAUUACAGAACAAUCCGUGGCAGUGCGAUUGCGAAAAUAGAAAUUUCAGGAUAUGGCUGAAAACUUACGGAAAAGUGGUUCGACAUCGGUAUGAUAUCGAUUGUUAUGGCGAUUCAAAACCAUUGUUAUCAGUUCACUUGUCAGAGUUUGUUUGUCAAGUAGAAGAAAGCCAUGCAAAAAGACGUGGCAUCAUAACAGCUGUGAUUGUUGCAUUGAUUUGUCUUGUCGUGGUUAUGUCAGCAUCAAUAUACUAUAGAAGAGACUUGAUAGCUAUUUUGUAUGUAAAGCUAGGCAUUGGUUGCUUACGACAUAAGUACGAAACUAACAGACCAUACGAUGCAUAUCUCAUAUAUGACACAAAUGACUCAAAGUGUUCUGAUUGGAUAAAUAAAUCUUUAUUAACAUUCCUUGAAAAACGAAGAAAUCCUUAUAAAAUUGUUACAACAGAUAGAAGUAAACUGUUAUCAAGUGUCGCCAACAUUGAAAAUGCACAACUUCAAGAAAGCAAGAGUUGCAUAUUUAUCAUAAACAAUACUGUUAUGUCUAACUCUUGGUGCGUAGAAAACUUCCAUAGAGCAUGGAACUAUGCAAGAAAAAAUCCAAUGUUCAAACUUAUAUUAAUUGUGUACGGUGAUAUAGAAUUAAAUAUGUUAGAACAAGAAAUGAGAGUAAUGCUGUCUCAAGGACAAUAUAUAACAGCCAGAUCAAACUCGGUCUGGGACCGACUGAUUUAUGAACUACCCAAUCCAGAGACUGGAAUCCAUCCUGUGCGAGGUGAAGACGACGUUUCAGAAAAUGACGUAAUUAUCUAUAGUGCGUCAAGUAAUAUUUUGGACGAGUAUGGUAGUGUAUCAGUACACAAAUAUCUGUAAAUAUUUUAGUAGUAAAUAUUAGUUAUUGUGUUUAUGAAUGAUUAAAGUAUGUUAACUAUCA
Mytilus californianus (California mussel) is the source of this 5211-nucleotide messenger RNA. Its product is annotated as slit homolog 1 protein-like. NCBI's taxonomy places the organism in Eukaryota, Metazoa, Mollusca, Bivalvia, Mytilida, Mytilidae. Gene Ontology annotation, molecular function: protein binding. The transcript has 2 exons. Bases 1494 to 5150 code for a protein of 1218 amino acids. The record is from RefSeq and is a predicted model, not a curated record. Gene Ontology annotation, biological process: signal transduction.